This is a messenger RNA of Fusarium musae, 1836 nucleotides long. RefSeq lists its product as uncharacterized. The transcript is spliced from 2 exons. Bases 1 to 1836 code for a protein of 611 amino acids. NCBI's taxonomy places the organism in Eukaryota, Fungi, Ascomycota, Sordariomycetes, Hypocreales, Nectriaceae. The record is from RefSeq and is a predicted model, not a curated record.
AUGGCCUCCGGUCCCGAUACCCCAGGUACCGUUCAGAGUCCCGCUGGCUUCGGCCCUGGCCCGGACGAUGAUUCGGCUUCCCUCAAACGUGACGCGGACGCGGUGAACCCAGGUUCACCCGCUGGUGGUGAUGACAGCGCAAAGAGGAGGAAGAAGGCUGGCCCUGGGAGUAGAGGUGUCGCCAAUUUGACACCUGAGCAACUUGCUAAGAAGAGAGCGAAUGACCGUGAAGCUCAGCGGGCCAUUCGUGAGCGUACCAAAAAUCAGAUCGAGGACCUUCAGCGCCAGAUCCAAGAACUCACCAACCAGCAACCCUAUCAAGAACUGCAGAGUGUUCUUCGUGCCAAAGAAGCUGUUGAGCAAGAGAAUGCCGACAUCAAACGUCGUUUAGCUGGCAUAGUUGCCAUGCUCCAGCCCAUUAUUGGUCAAGGCAAGCAUCUCCUUUCUGUCUCCCUGUCUUCAGGAUUAACACAGCAUAUAGCUGGCAUUGAGCAAGCAUACGUAUCACCAGCUCAGACGUAUGCACCCCCCGUACAGCAUCCUGUUACUUUGGCCGUCCACAACAAUCACCACAACAAUGCGAACGCUGCUUCAACACCCGGCAGUGUUGCGUCUCCUCCAAGUCAUGAUCCUGCACCAAGUCAAGGUCACUGGCAUCAUCAGGGCCACCAUGCGCCUCCUCAACAUCACCACUCUCCUCACCCGCCCGCUGGGCCACCAACUACUGCUGAAGCACAGGCUGCCAGCCAAUUGACUCAGCAGCGCCGAAAUCUCCAACAUGGACUCGAUAUGGGCCCUGAACGUCUUGGACUAGAAUUCCUACUUGAACCAUCUCAGCGGGUGAACCGGAUACAGAACGGUGUCAACGGCGCCCAAGACACGCCACAGUUCCGCCAUAUGCCUAUGAAGCAUGACUGGACAGGCGUCAAUCAAGAGCGUGCGUUGCAUAGUCGGUCGGCAAGCUGGGGCUCUCAAGGGAAGCCAGGUCAGACUUCACAGGAGCAACAGCAGGGCCAGCAUCAGCCCCCAUCGCACCACGCAUUGUCGGCUGCUCAUACACCCGAAAGCUCACACAGUCCUGGCUAUAGCCCUGCCAUGAGUGCAGCUGGUGGACCCAUUCCGCGCAGUGAACCCAGCACUACCGAUCCUGCGACCCUUAUCAAGAAUUGCCCACCGACCUGUCCCCUUGACUCUUUACUACUCGACUUCCUCAGCGAACGUCGUCAACGUGCUGCUGAUGGACUGCCUGCUCAGGAUGUUGUUGGCCCACGUUAUCCCUCCGUCUCAUCACUUCUCAAUCCUGCCAACAGUGCAUACAGUCACCCUCUCUCCAAGGUGUUCACCGAUAUCCUCGCUACUUUCCCCGACAUUUCGACUCUUCCUGAGCGUGUAGCCGUGCUUUACAUCAUGUUUCUUGUCAUGCGCUGGCAAAUAGAACCUACUCAGGAGAACUACGACCGGCUCCCCAAAUGGAUGGCGCCAUGUCCUUCCCAGCUCACCAUCCCACAUGCUGCCUGGCUUGACCACAUUCCCUUCCCUAAGAUGCGAGAUUAUCUUGUUCGCGAUCACAACCCGCUCCUUCACCCCUUUGAUAAUUUCUUUGUACCAUUUACCACAACUCUCUCGUUGUCUUGGCCAUACGAGGAGACCGACACGUUACUUCAGGAUCCAGACAGUGAUGAGCUCAUGAUCAAUCCUGUCUUUGAGCGCCAUCUACGGAACCUGGAUAAUUGGAAGUUGGGUGAUGCUUUUGCCAAGGCCUUUCCUAAGCUAGUUGGAACAUUCAACCUCAGCCAAUCUACUUCACCACGACCAACUUCGUCCAGCAGCCGAUGA